AUGACAAAAUCUGAACCAGUUGACUUCUACGAGGUCCUCGAUCUCCCGUUUACGGGCUCGUCCUCGGUCCCUUCGAAACAGCAGAUCAAGGUUGCUUACCACAAAGCGCUCUUGAAGUACCACCCGGACAAAGCUGGCAGUGCGCUUGCCAAAAAACCGCCUGCUGCGAAGGCAUCCGUAUCUGCCUGCGACUCACCACAAACACAUACAUUUACGGUCGACGAAAUCACGAAUGCGUACAAGACGCUGUCCGAUCCAGUCCAGCGAGCGGAAUAUGACCGUGCGUUGCGUCUCCAGCGCCUAAGAUCGGGAGAGAAGCUGAAGAGUGCGGACGCUUUUCACACGGGCUUGGAAGUCGUGGAUCUUGAGGAUUUGAACUACGAGGAGGGACCGGAGCCAAAUGGAGACACACAGGAUGAGUUGGAAGAACCUGGUGCUUACUGGUAUCGCGGCUGCAGGUGCGGAGAUGAGAAGGGAUUUGUGGUGACAGAGGAGGAACUGGAAAGGGAGGCUCAGCAUGGCGAGAUCGUGAUCGGGUGCCGUGGAUGUAGUCUGUGGAUGAAGGUUCUCUUUGCUGUCGCGGAGGAAGGCGAUGUUCAAUCAGUGGAUAUUGAUACUGGACUUUCAGGUCGAGUUCCUUCUGUGCAACGGGCUUGUUGUCAACAGAGGUGCCUGCCUAGUUUAUAUCAUAUUGCCAUUCUUAGCGAAGCGCGCGCGUUGCAGCAAACUCCCGUCUCGCGGGGGACGGAACUUCCAACCAAACCUGCCAAUUCUUCCCCUCCACCGCCAGGGUCUCCUUUGCCUGCCGCCAAGAUGUCGAGUCUCGUCAACAUAUCAUCAAAGGAGCAAUUUAGCUCUCUUCUAUCGUCCUCGACGAUAGUGGUCACAGACUUUUACGCAGACUGGUGCGGACCAUGUAAGGCGAUCGCACCUAUGUACGAGCAGCUGGCGAACCAGCUGUCUCGUCCGAAUCGGAUCACUUUUACCAAGGUCAAUGUUGAUCAACAACAAGAGAUAGCGAGAGCGUAUGGCAUCACAGCGAUGCCAACGUUCAUGGUCUUUAAGAACGCUCGAGUCGUGUCGACCGUCCGAGGCGCGGAUCCCAACAAGCUCUCCGAGGUGGUUCGGAAACUGGCAUCUGAGGCGAACGCUGUCGAGAGCGGUGGUUCAGGAGAAGGCUUUGGCGAGUCGAGCGGAGGACCAAGUGGCUGGGUCGGCGCAGCUGUUCCCAAGAACUACAACGACGUUACGGACCAGGUACAGAUCAAGGACAUCGACGUUCUGAACCGCGACAGCGAGAAAGGAUCUGCGAAGGUGCUCUUCGACACGUCGAAACCGUCUGCUCUGACAGCCAGCGGCGGGGACAAGGGAAAGGCCAAGGCAGGCGAGGGUGCCGACUGGGUCGAGAGCGACACGGACGAGCAGCUGAUGCUCUACGUGCCGUUCCAGUCGACGCUGAAAGUGCACUCCCUGCAGGUCACGUCGCUGCCGCCUAGCUCGGCCGGCGAGGGCGAGGACGAGGACGAACUGCCGAUGCGGCCGAAGACGCUCCGUCUGUACACCAACCAUCCGCACAUCCUGGGCUUCGAAGAGGCGGAGGACAUCGAGCCGGUGCAGACGGUGACGAUCGAGCCGCAGGACUGGGAUAGCAAGACGGGCACGGCCAAGGUGGAGCUGCGGUUCGUCAAGUUCCAGAAGGUUACCUCGCUGGUCAUCUUCUUCGUGGACGGGGACGGGGACCGCGAGAAGAUCCGGGUGGACCGGCUGAGGGUGUUUGGUGAGACUGGCGAGAAGAGGGAGAUGGGUAAACUGGAGAAGAUUGGCGAUGAGCCGGGGGAGUAG
Molecule: messenger RNA, 1842 nt
Organism: Rasamsonia emersonii CBS 393.64
Lineage: Eukaryota; Fungi; Ascomycota; Eurotiomycetes; Eurotiales; Trichocomaceae
Product: Thioredoxin
Exons: 5
Coding region: 1-1842 (613 amino acids)
Source: RefSeq, a predicted model, not a curated record